UGCCAGCUGUUGAAAAGGGAAAGGGCGGGGAGACCCUGAAGACCCUUCCGUAUGAUUAGCUAACCAACAGGUUGCACAAUUUUUUUCCCACCAGGUAUUUCCCCCUCGUAAGCUAUAAAUUGGACGCCCGAAAAACCCUGUAUGACACAUUCUUCUUCUUCUUCUUCUUCUUUACCAAACAACAAUGUUAUACUCCACUGACGGACGCCCCGCCCAUGAUGCUAUGACUACCGAUGGGUUUGUUAUCAUUGAUAAUCUCAUCAAGCCUGAGCUACUAGAGCCUCUUCGUCAAGCAGCCGAACGGGUCAUCAAGAAGGCACGAGAUGGUGAAUGGAAGGAACGACGACUAGUUGGUACUCCAUUCCCCCCGUGGAACGAAGGAACAGACGUGUGGGGAGUUCAGCAUCUCUUGAACCCGGAGCUCGGUGAACCUGUCUUCGCCGAAUGGUAUGGUAGCGAGGAGAUGAUCAAUGCCGUUUGCGAGCUAUUGGAAGUGAAGCCCGAAGAAUUGCAACUCGAGUUGUUCAACAUGCUGGUUAACCCACAAGAUUCUGAUUUCGAUCUCCCCUGGCACCGUGACGCCAUCAAGCCAAAGGUACCUGCAGAUGAGGAGCGUGAACUUCUUAAAAUUCCUCACUAUGGAACACAAUGGAAUACCGCUUUGUAUGACGAAUCUUGCUUAUUCGUUGUUCCAGCCUCACACCAUCGGAUCAGAACCGCUGAAGAACGAGAAAUCACUGUCAAUGAUCCUUUGAGUCGCAAUAUGCCCGAUCAACUUCAGGUUCAUCUGAAGGCUGGCCAAACCGUCUUCUAUAACAACAAUAUCUUGCACCGUGCCAUCUAUUACUGUGCCAAUAAGCGUGCCACACUUCACGCUUCCUUUGGAAGCACUGAAGGAGGACAUCAUCGUGCUGCCAACAUUUUCCAACACGGUUUGGACUGGAUGAACGAAGACCGCUUUGUUAAAACCCUGCCACCUUCAUUGGAAACUCCUUAUAAGAAUCUCCAAGCCAUGAGCAAGCGUGCUCAGCUGGAAAAGGAACAGAAACAACCUGUUUCUGCUAGCGCAUAGUUCGUGACUCAUUAAUGUUAGGAUAGUAGCCUUCAUGUAGCUUAUAAAUAUAUGUUUUGUAUAUGCCAUUUC
Messenger RNA from Umbelopsis ramanniana AG, 1144 nucleotides. RefSeq lists its product as uncharacterized. NCBI's taxonomy places the organism in Eukaryota, Fungi, Mucoromycota, Umbelopsidomycetes, Umbelopsidales, Umbelopsidaceae. The transcript is spliced from 4 exons. The coding region runs from base 185 to 1072 and encodes 295 amino acids. The record is from RefSeq and is a predicted model, not a curated record.